Molecule: messenger RNA, 2550 nt
Organism: Saprolegnia diclina VS20
Lineage: Eukaryota; Oomycota; Saprolegniomycetes; Saprolegniales; Saprolegniaceae
Exons: 2
Coding region: 1-2550 (849 amino acids)
Biological process (GO): lipid metabolic process
Source: RefSeq, a predicted model, not a curated record
AUGACAUGGCCUUCGCCCUGUGACCACCUCACCAUCUACGAAUACAACACGACGCUUCGCCUGUCGGCGCUUACGUAUACGGCCAAGCCGCCGCGGGCGACGUAUUCCGAGUUCAAGGUGUAUACGCUCAGCGAGCUCAAGACAAAACUCAACCUUAGCUCUGAGAACCAGCCGUUUGUUGCCUACGCCGGCGAGAAGAUCCGUGUGAUUGUGGCUACAAUAGCAUCCGUGGCGUACGUGGCUAUCACAGGUACCAACUCGCCUCAGGAGGUGUUGGCCAACUUUGCUGUCCACGCGCAGCAAAUUGUUCCCCGUCGAGACGCCCACGCACCAACCGUGUACCUCAAAGACGUCCGCGGCCUCGGCAUCGUCCGCCUUGCCCGGGCUUUACUUGAAGUCGAUGAUAUCCAGAAGGUGAUUCUGUGUGGCCACAGCCGCGGCGGUAGUAUAGCCCACACGGCCCACUACGAACUCAUCUCGGACCCGCGCUACUUCUUUGACAAGACGAAGCUGCUCUCGGUCGCAUUCGGCUCGACGCCAUUCCUCAAGAGCGACGCACCCAACGUUGAUGAAGCGUCACGUUUCAUCACCUUUUUCACCGAUUCCGACGUGGUGCCAGCACUCUUCGUGGGUCCAGUCCUUGAACUUGUGCGCAAAGCGGUGCUCGAUGAGAAGAAGUUCGUGUCCACGCUGGUCACCCUCUUUGUUGGCAUCAACGUGGAUACGGUGUCGGAGCAGGCCAUGAACGACUGGGCCGCGGCGUUGAUUGAAUUCAAGUACUACGGAUCAUGGGUCAACCUGUCUACUUGGAAGGCAUGCAUCGAGAACGAGAACGAACAACAGGACCCGUCGUGCCCGUCGAACAACGACCCCGAGCCGACGUGGACCGUCGACACUAACCGGCAAAAGCUCUUCAAAUCGGAACCAUUCCUGCGCAAGCGAGACAUGGCCACGAUCAAGCAGCAACACAACAUUCAAGACACGUAUAUGCGAUUCAUCAGCGAGAGCGUGCCGUCCGAGCAAGCCGCGGAAGCGAUAGCGCUCCAAAACACGGUGCACUUGGUCGCCGCCUCGACCCUUGUGACGAGCGACAUGUCCAGCAUGUGGUUGGCUGUGCUUCUCAACAAAGCCAUGUCCGCCGCUGUCGUUACCAAGACCUUUGGCAAAAACGAGAUCGCUGACAAGGUUGCUGAUUUUGUGCUGGCGCAGCGCGCGUACCUCGAAGUCGUGUACAAGAUGGCCAAGGCAAACGACUCGACGCUGAACGUCGAGACGGAAGUGGACAAUGCGAUGCAAGGCUGGAUUAAGUUCCAAAAGCGCAUGGCCAAGAUCCAGGACCACUCCGAGGACACAAGCGACGCGCCGGAAGAAACGUGGAACAAGUUCAACGACGACAACAUCACGGCCGACAUGAACAGUCUCUCGAUCUUUACGGCGAUGGCACUUUCCACGAAUCACUUGAUCGCGCCUCCAAGCCUCUAUGCCCGAGCAAAGGAAGCCGCCACGACGCUGCUUCACUUUGCUUCUUGCAAAACCGUCAACGCCUUCCGUCAAGCAGAUAAGGCCGCACCCCAAGCGGUCAUGCGACUGCGGUCCGAGACGUACAAAGAACUCGGGAGCGCCUACGUUCACCAACUGCGAGUCAUGGCCGCGGUCACUGACAUGACGAUUGGCGAAGACGAGAGUGCCGAAGCAAUCGAGAAGGAGUUCACCACGACGGCCAAUCUCACUGUGCGAGACGCCGUGAAUCGACCCAUCGUUGAGAGCUUCAUUGCCGUGCUCAAGACAAUCGUUGCUCUGCGCAUGGUCUGUCAACGCCUUAUCUUCGUCGUCAUCAAUGGCAACCAAACCGUCGGCAAAUCGUGGUUUCUCCGCGCCAUCAGCAAGAAGCCCCCGCCGCAUCGCGACAGCACUCAGUUCCCCAUGUUUCAACCGUACGCCCCCAAUGGCAUCGAGAAUAUUGAUCCCAACCACGAGCACGUCUACAUUCUGGACUUGCCUGGAAACGACUCGGACAGCGACCACCGCCGACGCUUUGUCAAAGAACUUUACGGCAUCAGCACCAUCGGCAUUCACCUCUUUGCCUGCGACACGGAGCCGCGAAUCAGCGACAAGGACUUGCAGUCGAUGCGGCACAUGUUCAGCGGCUGCGACGACGUACUCAUUUGCCUCAAUAAGGCGCUUCUCAUGGCAAUCGAAUGGCAAGACCCCGAGGACGCCACGAGUGAAGCCGAACGUCCGCUUACGCCCAUCCGCGCUAAGUGGCGACAACACUUUGAAGCGAAUGGGGUCGAGUUUGACGGGGCGAAUACCAAGUACCACCUCAAGAUCACCGACAUGAAUGGAACGUACAAGCCAUGCCCGAAGCCCAAGUCGACACCGCCGUCCGCCGCUGACCAAGCAAGCAUUGUCAAAUACAACAAAAAGGUCGCAAAGAAGCUGAAAAAACUCCGAGCCAACGGCGGCGAGGAAGCACAAGAUGUCGUGAGAUGGCUCAACGCAGUGAUUCGCAAACUUCGAGCGACCAACGUUCCAUCGACCGACAAAUAA